This is a messenger RNA of Anisakis simplex (herring worm), 240 nucleotides long. NCBI's taxonomy places the organism in Eukaryota, Metazoa, Nematoda, Chromadorea, Rhabditida, Anisakidae. The record is from the annotation of a GenBank genome assembly.
AUGGAACGUCUAAGCAGUUUACCAGUAUCUGGCUUAAUCAAGGAUGGUGGACGGUUACUUGAAACCGGAUCAAUUUUUCAGAUUUUGUCAUUNGUGUAUUUGACGUUGUUGAAGAAGAUAAUGAUGAAGUGUGAGCAAAUCAACAAUUGUGUGCAGUGUAUAUAUCGAGUGUCGAAUGAUCUCGUCAAGGAUAUUCCAGCAUUCUAUGAGAAAUAUUCGGUUAGUUCGAGUAGUGGUUAG